This is a messenger RNA of Peromyscus maniculatus bairdii (prairie deer mouse), 1411 nucleotides long. The record is from RefSeq and is a predicted model, not a curated record. Lineage: Eukaryota; Metazoa; Chordata; Mammalia; Rodentia; Cricetidae.
UCAUCGGCCAUCAUCUCGAUCAUCACCCAGCUUGCUUCUUCCCACUCUUGGGUUCAAGGCCUGGGCAACCAUGAAACUCCUCAUCCUCACCUGCCUUGUGGCUGCUGCCCUUGCCAUGCCUAGACUUCAUCAUAAAAAAGUGGCACACGUCCAAACUCAACUCCAGGACAGCAGUGAGGAACAACAGGAACUUGUUAAACAACCACAAUAUCUCACGUUUAAUGAGAAAUUCAUCAAUGGCCUGAACAGACAGAGAGAGAUUCUGACAGGAAAACAGAGUGAUGAAAUCAAGCUAACUAUGGAUGAAUCAACCAAGGAACAAGCAAUGGCAAGUGCUCAGCAGGAAGACUCCAGCAGCAGUUCAUCAAGCGAGGAAACUGAGAAUGCUAUUCCCAAUAUCAGUGAGGCUAAACACAUUUCAAGAGAAGACAUACUCAACCAGUGCACCCUGUUUAAACAGGAACAGCUUAAGAGACAGAUGAAAUGCAACCAACUGUGCCAGCAAGCUAUCCAGGCCCAGCAAGCUUCUCUAGCCCAGCAAGCUUCCCUGGCCCAGCAAGCUUCCCUGGCCCAGCAAGCUCUUCUGGCCCAGCAAGCUUCUCUGGCCCAGCAAGCUCUUCUGGCCCAGCAAGCUUCCCUGGCCCAGCAAGCUUCCCUGGCCCAGCAAUCUUCCCUGGCCCAGCAAUCUGUCUUUGCCCAGAAACAUCUUCCAAGACAGAGCCAGUUUUACUACCCAAAUAUGGAGCAGGCUUACAGAAUGAAUGCCCACAACCAAGUUCAAAUGAGACAGCCUAUGAGUGCAAUGGAUCAGGAACUGGCCCAGCUCUUUGUUCAGGCCUUCCCACAGUAUGAUGUCUAUCCCCUUUGGGCUUAUUUUCCACAAGACAUGCAGCACCUUACUUCCGAAGCUGUACUUAACACCCUCAAGGCCAUUGUCCCCAAGAAUGCCGAAGAAACCAAAGUAUGGUGAGACUUUAAGUCAACUCUCAGGAACUCCAGAAUUAUAACACUUGAUGUGACCGGAGACUCUAUCCUCUUCACUUCUCCUCUCCAUCCAUCAUAUGGAACCAUCAUCUUACCAAGGCUUACCUGCUAUUCUAGAAUAGGAAAACGCUGUAGAGAAGGCACUCAUUCACCUUGAGUUGUCUACUGCAUAUUAGAUAGCACAGCACCCGUCCUUAAGCUAACCUUUCAUAGACAGAUUCUGUUUAAAUUCUGGUCGCAUCAUGCCAGUAGGGAAAACACCCGAGCAGAGAGAAUCAAAGUCUUUAACUAAGUUUCUAUAAUGGAAAUUUUGUUUUAAAAGUCAUUUAAUUGAUUCUUCUGUAAAUGCUAUCAUUUGGAGUAAUUGUGUGCAGUAACUGAGAUUUUCUUUCUCCUCUUUUCAAUAAAUUACUUUUUAAGGCACAAA